UUUUACGGUUCUCCAAGAAAGGAAAGAAAAGGAAAGUUUAUUCAGGAGGUUAUCCAUCCAUAACAAAGAAAAAUGGUGAAGAUCUGUUGCAUUGGAGCCGGGUAUGUCGGUGGACCUACCAUGGCUGUGAUUGCUCUCAAGUGUCCAUCAAUUGAGGUGGCUGUUGUGGACAUCUCUGUAACUCGCAUCAAUGCCUGGAACAGCGACCAGCUCCCCAUCUAUGAGCCAGGUCUUGAUGGAGUUGUUAAGCAGUGCAGAGGAAAGAACCUCUUCUUCAGUACCGACGUAGAGAAACAUGUUUCAGAGGCUGAUAUAGUCUUUGUUUCAGUCAACACCCCAACUAAAACUCGGGGUCUUGGAGCAGGCAAAGCUGCAGACUUGACUUACUGGGAAAGUGCAGCUCGAAUGAUAGCAGAUGUAUCAAAAUCAGACAAGAUUGUUGUUGAGAAAUCAACUGUUCCGGUGAAAACAGCUGAGGCAAUUGAGAAGAUUCUGACCCACAACAGCAAGGGUAUCAACUUCCAAAUUCUCUCAAACCCAGAGUUCCUUGCCGAGGGAACUGCAAUCCAAGAUCUCUUCAACCCUGACAGGGUUCUUAUUGGUGGCCGGGAAACUCCAGGAGGCCAGAAGGCGAUCCAAGCUUUGAAGAGUGUGUAUGCUCAUUGGGUGCCUGAAGACCGAAUUAUCGCCACCAACCUCUGGUCUGCUGAGCUUUCAAAGCUUGCUGCCAAUGCUUUCUUGGCCCAGAGGAUUUCAUCAGUCAAUGCUAUGUCAGCUCUCUGUGAGGCCACUGGAGCUGAUGUUUAUGAGGUGGCUCAUGCUGUUGGUAAGGAUACAAGAAUUGGGCCCAAGUUCCUCAAUGCCAGUGUUGGUUUUGGUGGUUCUUGCUUCCAGAAGGACAUCCUCAACCUGGUGUACAUCUGUGAGUGCAAUGGUCUCCCUGAAGUAGCAAAUUAUUGGAAACAGGUCAUCAGCAUGAAUGACUACCAGAAGAACCGUUUUGUGAACAGGGUUGUCUCCUCCAUGUUCAAUACAGUUUCAGGCAAGAAGAUUGCAGUGCUUGGGUUUGCAUUCAAGAAGGACACGGGGGACACAAGGGAGACACCUGCCAUUGAUGUGUGCAAGGGACUGGUGGGAGACAAGGCCCAAUUGAGCAUCUAUGAUCCUCAAGUGAAUGGAGAUCAGAUCCAGAGGGAUCUAUCAAUGAAUAAAUUUGACUGGGAUCACCCUCUUCACCUGCAGCCAAUGAGCCCAACCUCUGUGAAGCAAGUGAGUGUGAGUUGGGAUGCCUAUGAAGCAACAAAGGAUGCCCAUGGUAUCUGUAUUUUGACAGAAUGGGAUGAGUUCAAAACACUUGAUUACCAGAAGAUCUAUGAUAACAUGCAGAAGCCAGCCUAUGUGUUUGAUGGGAGAAACAUUGUGAAUGUGGAGAAGCUGAGGGAGAUUGGUUUCAUUGUCUACUCCAUUGGUAAGCCCCUGGAUCCAUGGCUCAAGGACAUGCCUGCUGUGGCAUAAAAGGGUAGGGAAGGGAAGAAGCCUAUGUGGGUUAUUAGAAGUUGAAAAUGUUGAUUCUUUAAAUUCUUUCUCCCCUUUAUAUUGCUUUAGUUAUGGAUGUGUUCAGAUGUUUCUUUUGCUUAGUUAGCCUGAGUUGAGUUACCUUAUACCUCCAUCCUUUGGGAUUUUUAAUGUUUUACUCUGUAGUGAAUGCCUGAAUCGCUGUGUUUAUCCUAUUUCACUUAAUAUUGUACUAAUAUAAAUUGGAUUCGGGUAAUUU
Telopea speciosissima is the source of this 1774-nucleotide messenger RNA. RefSeq names its product UDP-glucose 6-dehydrogenase 1. Gene Ontology annotation, molecular function: NAD binding; UDP-glucose 6-dehydrogenase activity. The record is from RefSeq and is a predicted model, not a curated record. Gene Ontology annotation, biological process: glycosaminoglycan biosynthetic process. The transcript is spliced from 2 exons. Bases 73 to 1515 code for a protein of 480 amino acids. Gene Ontology annotation, cellular component: nucleus; cytosol. Lineage: Eukaryota; Viridiplantae; Streptophyta; Magnoliopsida; Proteales; Proteaceae.